CGCCACUAUCCGUAUAUUUAUUAUCCUAGUUUCUAAGCAAAAAUUCUCGCGUACUGAAAUUAUGAGAGAUGCGGAGGUUUUUCAUUGCUAUAUAAAGCAAUCGUAUCUUCCCUGAGUAUGGCUCAUCUAUACAUAGUCAUUCACUCACAAAAGCUAUUCCUACACCAUGUCUGCACCAAUCAACCUUACUGGCAAGAAUGCCUUCGUUACCGGCUCCUCUAGAGGCUUGGGCCUCCACGCUGCCGAGGGCUUAGUCCGCACCCAGAUUUCCAUUGUCUUUAUCACAUCCAGAAGUGAUGAGGCAGUCCAAGAGGCCAAGAAAUACCUUGAGUUAAUCGCCGCCGAACACAAUCCAAAGUGCCAGAUCGUCGGAGUUGCUGCCGAUAUAACCAGCGACCUGGGCUUGGAUACUCUUUAUAAGGCCAUUGCGGCGAAGGUGGAUAAGCUCCACAUCUUGAUCGCCAACACCGGUGUUGCCAAGGGUGGAGUGAUUGAGGCCCACCCUAUUUCUGCUAUUCGCGAGGUUUUGGAUGUGAAUAUUACCGCGGUAUUUGCUUCCAUUCAAAUGCACUUGUCGUUGUUGGAGAAGGACGGCACACCUUCUAAUCCUGCCAGAGUCUUGAUUACCGGUUCUGUUGCUGGUAUUAGUGCAGAUAUAGGUACGAGCAGCUCCUACGGGUACCAAGCCUCCAAAGCUGGCGUGAACCACUUGGGCAGAGUCCUUGCGUUGGAGUUGGGUCCACGAAACAUUACUGUCAAUGUCCUCGCGCCAGGUUUCUUCCGUACCGAAAUUACCAACGGUUUGUUGGACGUUAUGGGAAACGCUUACGCAGCGAAUAACCCAAGGGGGAGAGUAGGCAACUCCCAGGACUUUAUGGGGAUCGUUCAGUUCAUGUGUGGCGGCGUUGGCAGUGACUACCUCAAUGGUGUUGUAUUGCCAAUCGACAGUGGGAUCCACUUAGCUGGUCGUCUCUUUAAGUAGUUUGUUUCACGAAUAAUGUACUAAAGGUACCAUUGAACCAGGUAAAUGUCUUUGGCCGAUCUCUUCUUAUCUCAGAUUGGACCGCGUCCUAUACAACUACCGACUCAGGAAUUUCGGCACUAUGUCUUACGGCCGAAAAAUAUCCUUUUGAUUGGCUAAUAGUAUCUAUCACCA
Messenger RNA from Babjeviella inositovora NRRL Y-12698, 1156 nucleotides. RefSeq names its product SDR family NAD(P)-dependent oxidoreductase. Bases 167 to 982 code for a protein of 271 amino acids. The transcript has a single exon. Lineage: Eukaryota; Fungi; Ascomycota; Pichiomycetes; Serinales. The record is from RefSeq and is a predicted model, not a curated record.